This is a messenger RNA of Aspergillus pseudoviridinutans, 1245 nucleotides long. RefSeq lists its product as uncharacterized. The record is from RefSeq and is a predicted model, not a curated record. The transcript is spliced from 2 exons. Gene Ontology annotation, molecular function: protein binding. Lineage: Eukaryota; Fungi; Ascomycota; Eurotiomycetes; Eurotiales; Aspergillaceae. Bases 1 to 1245 code for a protein of 414 amino acids.
AUGCCGCUUCUCUCCCUGCCUACUGAGAUUUUGUUCCUCGUCACCCAAAAAUUGGAUCACCUGGAGCUCUGGAACGCUUACGACACCUGCCGAGUUCUCCGAUCGGUUUCAGCUCCUCCUCUCUUUCGUGCAGUAAACAUCGUCUUCGACGGUAAUGACCCGCUAAUUCUCAACAGCCGGCGCUUCCGGCCGUUCGAAGGGAGCCUCAUUGGCACACUCAAGCAGUGGGCAACGCAUGUCAGGGCUGUUGAGAUCUGGGGCGACGAAGAUUCGCUUCAGGCGGAGUUUUUCGAUCUGCUUCCCCUUUUUGACCGUCUGGAGGCCUUCAGGCAUGCAUUCCUACCAGAUUACCGGAACAAAUUGCUGCGAGCUAACCGUGACUACAGCAUCAGCUAUCCCCCUGACUUGGAGAGCUUUCAGCAGCUCUUGGCUCAGCUAGCUACUGUCCCGUCCAUGACGACCUUGAGCGUCGACUUUAUGUCACCCCGCACCUGGAUGCUUCCGAUGUCCUUCAAGCAUCUGCGGAACCUGCAACUAUCCUGCAUCGAACAUGAGCCAGGACUGUGCGUUCUGCCUGACCUCCCAUCACUGGACACGCUCGCCUUAAACUUCUGCUGCUACUGCCUGGACUGUCCACGUGGAGGAAACAGACCAAGUACAAAGAUACGGUUCGAUUCGCUGCCACAUCUAGCUUGCUUCUCAGUAUCUGGGGCGCAAGAAGGGAGCAUCAUCUGCUGCGGGCAGGCUCGACAGCUUCGCCGCUUUGAGAUCAGCUUUUCCAGUGGCCUAGAAUGGGCAACGCUUCUCCAGAGUCUGGGGUCAAAUCUCGAAGCAAUAGAGAUUUCCAGCUGCGAAUUCGCCGAGGAGCCGCUCCUGCCUAUUGAGUAUCCCUCUCUUCGGUCGGUGCGGAUCCUUGACUCAACAUCUAAUAUUCUCCUCUUCUGCGAGGCUGAACUACCGUGCUUGAAUGAUUUUACAAUACGCCUGCAUCCUGAAGAUCUCGAUAGUCUAACAUCUUGGCCACCCUUGUGGCGGUUCUUGAGAGAGUACCCCAUCACCCUCAGUCUCGAUUGUCCUCGGGACACAAGGGCUUUUCUAGAUCGGACCGACCGCCUAUUACAGGUGGUGAGACUCCCAAAUAUACGACUGGAAGGUAAUCACUGGCCAAGAGCUUGGUCACUGGCAAAAGCUGGCAACUCCCCCGCGUUAGACCGGGCACCGUCUGUCACGAGCUGCUGUAUUUAA